Euleptes europaea (tarantolino) is the source of this 2762-nucleotide messenger RNA. It is a transcript of the gene SEZ6L2, whose product is annotated as seizure related 6 homolog like 2. Gene Ontology annotation, biological process: synapse maturation. The record is from RefSeq and is a predicted model, not a curated record. NCBI's taxonomy places the organism in Eukaryota, Metazoa, Chordata, Lepidosauria, Squamata, Sphaerodactylidae. Gene Ontology annotation, cellular component: neuronal cell body; endoplasmic reticulum. Bases 106 to 2652 code for a protein of 848 amino acids. The transcript is spliced from 16 exons.
GGGGUCUCGGCUGAGGUGAAGGGAUCCUCGCCCCCAAAUCUUGAAGGCCUCUCUGAGCUGCUGCAGGGGGCCCUGCUGAGGAAGGAGUUUCUGGGGGAUGAACUGAUGGAGGAGCCCAUCCCUGGAGGUAGCCCGUCCACCCUGCCCCCGUUCCACCCUCCCAUCCAGCACCUAGAUGGCGGGAUGGUCCCCGAGACCUCUGAAGCCACGGCCACCGGCCCGUCCCCUCUGACCACCGCAGCGCCUCCCACGGGCUUCCUUCUCACCACCCCACCAGCCUCCACGGCUGCUGCUCCUCCACGCCUCCCGCCGCCGCCGGAUGAGGCCGGUUCUACCGGCCAGCACAUUUCUGCCACUACGACAGCCUUCAUCCCCGAAGGCGAUGAAGAGACCACGACCACCCUGAUCACCACCACAACCAUCACAACAGUGCACACGCCUGUACUUUGCAACAAUAAUAUCACCGAUGUGGAGGGCUAUGUUGAAUCUCCGGAUUACGCUGGUGCCACCUUCUAUGGAGGCCUGGAUUGUACCUAUACUAUCUCCGUUUACAUGGGGUAUGGGAUAGAAGUACAGGUGCAAAGCCUGAAUCUGUCCAAAGAGGACUCCUUAACCGUGGAAGGCCUAGGACUAGAGAAGCCCGUGGUCUUGGCCAACGAGUCCCUGAUGGUCGAGGGACAGGUGAUUCGCAGUCCUACCAACCAAGUCUUGAUUCACUUUCAGAGCUACCACACCACCACCCCUGGAGUCUUCAAAUUCCACUAUCAAGCAUUUUUGCUUAGCUGUGGCUUUCCCAGCCGGCCAGAAAACGGCGAUGUCAUGGUAACCGACCUCCAUCCCGGAGGGUCCGCCACUUUUAAGUGCGAGUCGGGCUUCCACUUGCGAGGAGAGGAGACCCUCAUCUGCCUCAAUGUCAGCCGCCCUCGCUGGAGUGGCACCAGCCCCACAUGUGUGGCUUCCUGUGGAGGGACCAUUCACAAUGCCACUCGUGGGCGUAUUGUGGCUCCUGAGGCGCCGGGUGGGCCUCACGGUCGGAACCUGACCUGCCGUUGGCUGGUGGAGGCACCUGAGGGACAGCGGCUCCACCUGCACUUUGAACGAGUGGCCUUGGAUGAGGAUAAUGACAAACUGAUGAUCCGAAGUGGGAGCAGCGCAUUCUCCCCUAUCACCUACGACUCCGACAUGGACGAUGUCCCGGAACGGGGGCUGCUGAGCGAUGCCCAGUCUCUCAUUGUGGAGCUGACCAGCGAGGGUCCCGCCACACCCCUCAUCCUCAGCUUGCGCUAUGAAGCUUUCGACGAAGACCGAUGCUAUGAGCCGUUCCUGGCGCACGGAAAUUUCAGCACGUCGGACCCGCUGUAUCGCGUGGGGACCGUGGUCGAGUUCGCCUGCAGCGCUGGAUACAUGCUGGAACAAGGGCCGUCUGCCAUCGAGUGCGUGGAUUCGAGAGACCCUCGCUGGAACGAAAGUGAGCCUACCUGCAAAGCGUUGUGUGGGGGGGAGCUCUCUGAGCCCACCGGAGUGGUCCUCUCGCCCGACUGGCCCCAGUCCUACGGGAAAGGCCAAGACUGCGUUUGGGGAAUCCGGGUGCAGGAGGAGAAGCGGGUGCUGCUGGACAUCGAGAUCCUCAACAUCCGCAAGUCAGACGUGCUGACCAUCUUCGAUGGGGGGGACUUAACGGCUCGGAUUCUUGGCCAGUACUUGGGGCCCCACCCCCGCUUCAGCCUUUAUUCUUCAGGCCCAGCAGUCACCCUCCAGUUUCAGUCCGAUCCGGGGGACCCCCUCUUCGGACUCAGCCAGGGAUUCCUGGUGCGGUACAAGGAGGUUCCACGGAAUGACACUUGCCCCGACUUGCCGGAAGUGGAGUUUGGCUGGCGCACCGCUUCUCAUGCUGCUGUUAUCCGAGGCACGGUUGUGACUUACCAGUGUGAGCCCGGCUACGACAUAGUGGGGUCUGACAUCCUGACCUGCCAAUGGGACCUGUCUUGGAGCAACAGCCCUCCCACUUGCCAGAAGAUUGUGAACUGCGCAGAUCCUGGAGAAAUCAGCAACGGCAAGCGCAGCGUCUCGGACCGACGCUUCUCCAUCGGCUCCCACGUCCAGUAUUUCUGUCACGAGGGCUAUAUAGUGGAAGGGAGCAGCACACUGACUUGCUACAACCGGGACACGGGCACCCCCAAGUGGAGCGACCGCGUGCCCAAGUGUGUCUUGAAAUACGAGCCCUGCCUGAACCCUGGUGUCCCGGACAACGGGUACCAAACACUGUACAAGCACCACUACCAGGCAGGUGAAUCCCUGCGCUUCUUCUGCUACGAGGGCUUCGAGCUCAUUGGCGAGGUCACCAUCACCUGCAUACCAGGGCAUCCGUCCCAGUGGACCAGUCAGCCGCCGCUCUGCAAAGUUACCCAGACGACAGACCCUUCCCACCAGAUGGAAGGCGGCAACAUCGCCCUGGCGAUCUUCCUCCCCAUCAUUCUUGCCAUCCUCCUGAUCGGUGGCAUCUAUGUCUACUACACCAAGUUCCAGGGAAAAUCUCUCUUUGGUUUCUCCUUCUCCAGCUCCCACAGCUACAGUCCCAUCACCGUGGAGUCUGAUUUUAACAACCCUCUCUACGAGGCUGGGGACACCAGAGAAUAUGAAGUCUCCAUCUAGAAGCUAUUAAAGAAUCUGCAUUCUUUCCCCAUCCCAAGCGAGUCUGAGGAGCAGUGACUGAGAACGAUUCCUAUUUAGGAGGGAAUAGUGGGAAGGCGGUUUGGGGGGAG